Messenger RNA from Somion occarium, 2073 nucleotides. The record is from the annotation of a GenBank genome assembly. Lineage: Eukaryota; Fungi; Basidiomycota; Agaricomycetes; Polyporales; Cerrenaceae.
CAAGGAGACUUCAAGUCCGACCUCAGAGUUCCAGGUUAGGGUGAUGCACCGAGACCGCCCGGUCGCCACGAGGCCUAAUAUUCCCACGCCCAUGACUCGGGAUCCGGUGGCACUGUAUUUGGAUUAUUGAUCUUGUCUUCCUCCACAUUUUGUAGGAAUAUGUCGGGAUCCAAGUAUGCAUAUGUCAAGAGCUAUGAAACUCCUGACAAUUUGCUCCCGGGCACCUUCAUCGUCGUGCGCCUUGAUGGACAUGCUUUUCACAACUUAUCCCAGAAACAUUCGUUUAUUAGACCAAACGAUGAACGAGCACUGCAGUUAAUGGACAAUGCAGCUCGUGACGUCAUGGAUGAAUUUAAAGAUGUCGUUUUGGCAUUCGGUGAAUCCGAUGAAUACAGCUUUCUGUUUCGUAAGACCACUGCGGUAUACAAACGCCGCCAUGCCAAAAUAUUGACCACGAUCACUUCAUUGUUCACUUCGUCCUAUGUCUUCCACUGGCACCGGUACUUCCCCGAGACUCCGCUACAGUAUCCUCCUACGUUUGAUGGACGGAUUGUUUUGUAUCCGUCAGCUCAGGAAGUAAGAGACUACUUUGCUUGGCGUCAGGUGGAUGCACACAUCAACAAUCUAUACAACACAACAUUCUGGGCGCUUGUUCAGCAAGGUGGUGAAAGCACCACACAAGCACAUCAUACCCUGAAGGGGACGGUCUCAAAGACCAAGCAUGAGAUAUUGUUCUCGCGGUUCAAUAUCAACUAUAACUCGCUACCAGAAAGGUUCCGCAAGGGUUCCGUUCUCGUCAAAGAGGACACGCCAGUCGAGGGAGAAGUCCCCGAAAAGGCCCAAUCUCUCGACACUCGAGAUUUGAAUAAUUCAAAGACCUCUUCACAAGUGGUACUCCAUCAUUGUGAUAUAAUCAAGGAUGACUUUUGGGAUGCAAGGCCUUUUCUCUUGUCAAAGUGACCAGCGUUGUUUGGUCCUGCUUGGCAAUGGCUUCUGUACUGCUUCCUAGAAAGGAAACCUUUGUAUUCGAAGUGCCCACGGCUGACGAGGCUAAUCUUGCCAGCCUCUCGGUGAAUAAAGGCAUGGCUGAAUUUGGCCAACGUUGUGUUAUUCGUUUCCUACCACAUCGUUUUCGAUCAUUUUUCAUUUGUUUUGUGCGACGGUCCGAUUAGCGUAUGUAUUAUUCUGAACCAUUCUGGUCGAAAUCUGAUAUCAUGUUAUCCAGAAUAUGAUCCCAAUCAUGACCGUGCUACACAGGUUGUUUCGACACGAUUCCAAUCCCACUUCUCCGCCAUACACAUCUGAAUGGAAGCGCAGAGCGGCCUCCGUCAUCUCGCCCCGUAAACAACGUGCGGAGAAACGGCAGUCCGGAAGAUCGCUGAAGAGACAUGCACUUCACACACCACCGUCCUGUGGCCUCGAUACUCCUCGCUUUUCACCUCUACUCACGACAUCCGAGUCUGGUGAGGAUGAUUUUACAAUGACAUCGGAGAGUUUUGAAUUCAUCCGGACCCGCGGCGCCAAUACGCGAGAUCAGUUCUAUCGCGACCCUAGCCGAGCUGCUGUGUCCGAUAUGGUCGUUUGUUUGUCCCCGGUCGCCCGUUGGCAAGAAGAAGAUGUAGAGCCCGAAACCGAGGAGGAUCAGGAAGGCGAGGAGGACCCAUUGAUGCUUGGCACGGAUUCAUUGUUCUGGAGAAGAAUGCUUUGUGAUUUCCAACAUAUUUCGACACCGAUUAGCGCCAUUGAUGACCAUUUGGUCCCUUUGCUGUCCGACAACCGCUAUCGUACUUUCUUUCCUGCGUACCCUGGCUUUGUCUCACCUGAUUAGUUUGUCUUGGUGGUCGAGAUGUUGUGUUCAUAUCAUUUGAUGGGCAGAGUUACUUUUUUGCUCCUUGUCCCUAGCUACCUUGUUCUCGGUCCUUGGUUACCUUGUUCUAUCAAUGACGAUCAUAUCCUCCCACAUGGUCUAUGAGUGAUUCGAUGCGUUUUCAUUUUCGAUAGCAGGUGCACAUUGGGCAUAUAGUCAAAGCAUGUAAUCAACGAUUAAACUAAGGAACGAGACGUGUAUUUGUG